AUGAGACAAAGAUUAUCGAUUGUUACAAGACCUCAAUUCGAUUUGGCCAAUUUCCCAGUUACAGAAACUAUCAAAAUGAUAACUUGCUUAAUUGAAAAAAUAGUAAAAGCCAAUGACAAGCUGAUACACAUCAAUAAGACACCAGAUCAGCAUUUGUGUUUUCAAGCCAAUUCCAUUCCAACAAUUGAUAUACAUGCUUAUCUAACGAGGAUUUUUAAAUAUUGUCCUUGUCCUAAUGAAUGCUUCUUGAGCUUGUUAGUCUAUUUCGACCGUAUGUCAUCAUCACCAGGAAUUCAACAGCAACAGCAACAUAUACCCCUACGUAUUGAUUCGUACAAUAUACAUAGGCUUACUAUUGUUGGAAUGAUGAUUGCUAGUAAAUUUUUUAGUGAUGUAUUCUUUACUAACGUUCGAUAUGCAAAAGUUGGGGGACUACCUUUGGAAGAGCUGAAUGCAUUAGAGAUAGAAGUACUGAAAUUAAAUAGCUUCAACAUGUUUGUGUCUUUGGAAGAAUUGCAAAAAUACGGUGAUCAACUUCUAAUGCAUUAUAGAAAAGAACAAAGCCUAAAAUUAAACUAUCAUCAGAUGCCCAUUGUACCAGCCUCAACUCGUACAGCAUCAGUCUACAGAAAACGAGUUAGCAUUUAUUCUUAA
Mycotypha africana is the source of this 654-nucleotide messenger RNA. RefSeq names its product cyclin-domain-containing protein. NCBI's taxonomy places the organism in Eukaryota, Fungi, Mucoromycota, Mucoromycetes, Mucorales, Mycotyphaceae. The record is from RefSeq and is a predicted model, not a curated record. Gene Ontology annotation, cellular component: nucleus; cyclin-dependent protein kinase holoenzyme complex. Bases 1 to 654 code for a protein of 217 amino acids. The transcript has 2 exons. Gene Ontology annotation, molecular function: cyclin-dependent protein serine/threonine kinase regulator activity; protein kinase binding. Gene Ontology annotation, biological process: regulation of cyclin-dependent protein serine/threonine kinase activity.